Molecule: messenger RNA, 2115 nt
Organism: Naegleria fowleri
Lineage: Eukaryota; Heterolobosea; Eutetramitea; Acrasida; Naegleriidae
Exons: 3
Coding region: 1-2115 (704 amino acids)
Biological process (GO): transmembrane transport
Cellular component (GO): membrane
Molecular function (GO): ABC-type oligopeptide transporter activity; ATP binding; ATP hydrolysis activity
Source: RefSeq, a predicted model, not a curated record
AUGAUCCGAUUUGUUUCUGCGAGCAAAAAGUGUUGUCGCGGUCUGCAGCAAGAAGGAUUCCGUUCAAUCAAAAACAUCAACAACAGAUUUUCAAUAACGAAUAGUUUUUGUGGAAAAUCCUUCGGAAGAAUUGAUGUAAAUUAUGAGUGGAGCAACAAACAAAUGUUCGGAAGAAUGAUGACAGACUCAUCAGCCUUUUACUCAACGAAUUUCAAAUCUUGUGCCAAUAUUGAUCAUAAAUUGGACAAAAAGGUGGACCACAACGAAAACGUGAGUCUAUCCAAUAAGGAAUCUCACAGUCAAUCUAUUUCGGAAGGACAAGCAUUGUCGGAUCAAAGCAAAAAGACCCCUUCACUCUCGGUGAUAAAAAAGUUAAUUAAUCUUGCAAAACCGGAAUCAAAAUUAUUAGCAAUUGGACUGGCAUGUCUUGCCGUCAGUGCAGCGGUGUCCCUAAUUAUGCCAAUAGGUAUCGGUAGACUUGUUGACACGCUUUCAUUACCUCCUGAGCAAGCAAUGAAUCAAUUGAAAUUAAUUGGUUAUGGACUUACUGGAAUGUUCGUAGUCUCAGGUGCAGCUGUAAUUGGACGAUAUGCUGCUGUACAGACUGCAGGCCAAAAAAUUCAAAAACGAUUGCGUAAAAAGUUAUUCGACUCCUAUAUGAGACAAGAUAUUGAGUUUUUUGACAAGACCAAAACAGGCGAAUUGGUGAAUAGACUUUCAACAGAUGUAGAAGUUGUAAGCGAAACAAUUACACACACUAUAAUUUCUGGCGUACGUUCGCUCGUAGAAGCAACUGGAGGUAUAAUUUUAUUAUGUGUGUUGAGCUUUAAAUUGACUGGAGUAGCGGUUUCAAUUUUUCCAUUAUUAGGAAUUGGAGCAGUGGUCUAUGGUAAAUAUGUAAAAAAGCUAUCAAAGAAUUAUUUGGAUGAAUUAGCCAAAGCAACAGCAUUCGCACAAGAGAGAAUUUCCAACAUUCGUACAGUGAGAUUGUUUUCCGCUGAGAAGAAAGAAGUGAAAAAUUAUGAAGAAAAAAUUGAUCACGUAUUCAAAUCUGGUCGACAACUGGGCAUUGCCCGAGGUGUAUUCUAUUCUGCGGUGAAUUUUGGAGCCAACAUGUCAAUGCUUGCUGUUUUGGCACUGGGAGGUUUUGAUGUCAUUAACGGAGUUCUUACUGUUGGACAACUUACAAGCUUCUUAUUAUAUUCAAUUUACGUUGGCGUUUCCUUUACAAACCUGAGCCAAGUUUAUGGGGAUGUAAUGAAAGCUAUGGGCUCUAGUGAACGAAUUUUUGAGCUUAUGCACCAAAAACCCCACAUUGAAUUUAGCAGAGAUCAUGGAAAGAGACUCGAACAAGUGAUUGGAGCUAUCUCUUUUGAAAAUGUAACAUUCUCUUAUCCUCAAAGAAGGGAAGUUCAAGUUUUGAAAAACUUCAAUUUACAGAUCAAACCAGGAGAUGUGGUGGCUUGCGUUGGAGCGAGUGGAAGCGGAAAGUCAACAAUUCUUGCUUUACUGAGCAGAUUUUAUGAUGUUGAUCAAGGUAAAAUUACUAUCGAUGGUGUUGACAUUCGAGAACUUGAUGCCACCUGGCUAAGAACACACAUUGGAGUGGUCAGCCAAGAUCCAGUUUUAUUCGACAUGAGUAUAGAAGACAAUAUUAGAUAUGGAAUUCCAGAAGGGGUAGAGGUGACAAAGGAACAAAUUAUUGAGGCAGCCAAAAAGUCUAAUUGCCAUGAAUUUAUAAUGUCUUUCCCUGAUGGAUAUGCCACAAAAAUUGGUGAACGAGGAUCUGCCCUUUCGGGAGGUCAAAGACAGCGAAUAAGCAUUUGUCGUGCCAUCUUGUUAAAUCCAAAAAUUCUUGCUCUUGAUGAAGCCACAUCUGCUUUGGACAGUGAAAGCGAGCAUUUGGUUUCCAAAGCUCUCGAAGAAGUCAUGGCUGACAGAACUGUCAUUAUCAUUGCUCAUAGAUUAAGUACUAUUAAGAAUGCAAAUUAUGUUGUUGUUUUAGACGAAGGAAUGAUCAAGGAAGUUGGUACUCAUGAAGAGCUUCUUCAAAACGAUAAGGAUGGUAUCUAUCAUCGACUUGUGACAAGACAAAUAGUGGCAAUGAAAAAUUAA